Messenger RNA from Zymoseptoria tritici IPO323, 726 nucleotides. RefSeq lists its product as uncharacterized. The transcript has a single exon. Gene Ontology annotation, molecular function: oxidoreductase activity, acting on the CH-OH group of donors, NAD or NADP as acceptor. NCBI's taxonomy places the organism in Eukaryota, Fungi, Ascomycota, Dothideomycetes, Mycosphaerellales, Mycosphaerellaceae. The coding region runs from base 1 to 726 and encodes 241 amino acids. The record is from RefSeq and is a predicted model, not a curated record.
AUGCCAAAGACCAUCUUGAUAUCCGGUGCCGCCAACGGCCUCGGUGCAGCGUUUGUGCGGAGAUACGAGCACGACGACACCGCCAUCAUCGCCAUCGACCGAGAGAAUACGGACGGUCAGCAUGGACAGAAUGUUCAGGUUUUGACUGUGGACGUCAGCUCUCAAAAUUCGAUCAAUCGUCUGGCGAAACACAUUGAUGAUCGGAGCAUAGAUGUGGUAAUCCACAGUGCAGGUGUUCGCGGACUGGUGCCCAGCAUGGAGCAGAAGAGGCCCGACAGUGUUGCAGCAUGCGAGACACUGGAAGUUAUGGACCACGCCACGAUGAUGCGCACGUUUGAAAUCAACGCAGCGGGGACCUUCAUGCUGCUCCGGGCCCUGCUACCCAAUCUACGUAAAGCAAGAGGAAAGGUGAUAGUUAUGGCUUCUCGCAUGGGAAGCGUAGGGAACAACCAGCGCCCCAACAAAGACGCCGGCAGCGCGUACGCCUAUCGAGCCUCCAAGGCUGCGCUCAACACGAUUGUGCGAUCGUUCGCUGCAGAUGUGCCCGAGGUCACUUUCGUUCUCGUUCAUCCGGGCCGCGUUGAUACCAAGCUUGUCCUCUGUACGGAACAAGGUGCGAUCAGUGCUGAAGAGAGCGUCAAUGGUCUCGCGCCUCUCAUUGAUCGAUGGGGCAGUGGAGAUAGCGGCAGGUACUUUGAUAGAUUCGGCGAGCCCAUUGAGUGGUAG